This is a messenger RNA of Acanthopagrus latus (yellowfin seabream), 1906 nucleotides long. RefSeq lists its product as uncharacterized. Gene Ontology annotation, biological process: response to bacterium. NCBI's taxonomy places the organism in Eukaryota, Metazoa, Chordata, Actinopteri, Spariformes, Sparidae. The transcript has 6 exons. The coding region runs from base 753 to 1766 and encodes 337 amino acids. The record is from RefSeq and is a predicted model, not a curated record.
UGCGUAGAGAGCUUCAUGGAAUGGGUUUUCAUGGCCAAGCAGCUGCAUCCAAGCCAUACAUCAGCAAGUGCAAUGCAAAGCGUUGGAUGCAGUGGUGUAAAGCUCGCCACCACUGGACUACAGAGCAGCGGUGACGUGUUCUCUGGAAUAACGAAUCGUGCUUCUCCAUCUGGCAAUCUGACGGACGAGUCUGAGUUUGGCGGUUGCCAGGAGAACGGUACUUGUCUGACCGCAUUGUGUCAAGCGUAGAGUUUGAUGAGGGGGGAUUAUAGUGUGGGGUUGUUUUUCAGGAGCUGGGAUUGACCCCUUAGUUCCAGUGACAGGAACUCUGAAUGUUUCAGCACACCAAGAGAUGUUGGAUAAUUCCACGCUCCCAACUCUGUGGGAACAGUUUGGGGAUGGCCUCUUCCUGUUCCAACAUGGCUGUGCACCACUGCACAAAGGUCCAUAAAGACAUGGAUGAGACAGUUUGGUGUGGAUUAAUUUCUGGCCUGCACAGAGUCCUGACCUCAACCAAACAGAACACCUUUGGGAUGAAUUAGAACAGAGACUGAGAGCCAGGCCUUCCCAUCCAACAUCAGUGUGUGACCUCACAAAUGCUCUUCAGGAAAAAUGGUCAAAAAUUCCAAUAAAUAUACUCCUAAACUUUGUGAAACGCCUCCAAGAAGAGUUGAAUCUGUUAUAGCUGCAAAAGGUGGACCAACGUCAUAUUAAACCCUGUGGAUUAAGACUGGGAUGUCACUUCAGUUCAUAUGCGAGUCAAGACAGAUUCGCUGAUUCCAGUCACCACAGUUCAACUCGGUGGAUCCGCGACUUUCACGUGUGUUUUGCCUGAUUACGAGUUGAACCAAAGACAAUUUCACUGGUACAAGCAAAGUGUUGGAGACAAUCUGAAGCUAGUUGUGUCACAUCGGAAAAAAACAACCCCUGUGUUCGGAGUGGAAUAUUCUGCCUCCAGGGUGGAUCUGAAAGUUAACAUGAGCAUCAGCUAUCUGACCAUUUUUGAGACAACUGAGGAAGACGAGGGAAUGUAUCACUGUGCAGUCAUGGACUGGGCAAAGAUCACUUGGAGUGGAACGUAUUUGUCAUUGAAAGGAAACAGUCAGAGGACAUGGAACUACACUGUUGUUCAGCAGCCGACAGCCUCUGAUCCAGUCCGUCCAGGAGACUUGAAGACUCUCCAGUGUUCAGUCCUCUCUGACUCUGAGACUAAAACAUGUCCAGGAGAUCACAGUGUGUUCUGGUUCAGAGUCGGAUCAGAUAAAUCUCAUCCAAACAUCCUCUACACUGAUGGAAACAGACGUGAUGAAUGUGAAGACAGAUCUGACACUCAGAAAAGCUGCGUUCACCACUUCUCUAAGAAGGUCAGCUCCUCUGAUGCUGGAACUUACUACUGUGCUGUGGCCACAUGUGGAGAGAUACUGUUUGGAAAUGGAGCCAAAGUGGAAACCGAGCGAAGAAUGAGUCCUGAGUUAAUUGCUCUGGUGAUGGCAAUAAUCUGCUUGGUCAUUUCUCUGAUUGGAAAUAUUGUUUUCAUCUGUCGCCGAACUUCAAGAUCAAUAUGUGAACAAAGUAAAGGAAGAGAAAGCGUCUCUUCCCCAGCAGGACCCGACAGCUCGAGCCAGACGGCACAUGAUUUUACUGAUGGUGGACAUGAUCUGAACUACGCUGCGCUGAAUUUCGCUGGAAGGAAAGCUACAAGAGGAAGAAAGCAGAAAGAGCUGAAGACUGAAGAAAGUGUGUAUUCUCAGAUUAAAGUGUAUUGAAACUUCUGGCUUCAGGUCAAAUUGUUCAUUUGUAGGUUGACCAUGUUGUGUUCAUAUAAAUAUUAAACCUUUAUCAGUGGUUUGUUGUUAUUUGUUUGGUUGGUUGUUUGUGCAGUAAAAGUAAAAAGCUUUUUACUUGA